GGUUGGACUGGAAUGCGUCUUGGUGUUUGGGCCAAACUGUCCCGACACGUUACAGCACCUGCAGAUCACUGAGCGAGGCUACCUGACCACAGGAGGAUCCGGAGCCCUCUGGAUCUUUAACCAUCCUGCUUUCACCCGUUUGACUCGACUGAACAGCUGCAAUGAAUCACAGCAAGGUCGAAUUUGAGCCUUUUGAAUAUUCCUACUAUGACUAUUCAGACUGGUACUCGAACAACGCAGGGCCAACCCAACCACCCAAAGAAGUAAUUUCCCCAUGUGACCCCUCAGCGGACGACAAGCUCUUCCACAUAUGCAUGCUGUCGAUAUCUCUGGUGAUCAUGUUAAUCCUGGCAGCUCUCACCAGGAAAAACAAAUUCUGCCAGGGAUUUGCAAGAGGAUCCUCCAGUGUCUUCAGUCCAGUCAACUUCCUGGACCAGACUCAGAAAAAAGACCUGGUCAUGGCUGUUUUUGGACUGGUGUUCAGCAAGCUGGCAAUGCUGGUGAUCGCCCCGGACCCUCUGCCUUUCUCCAAAGACACUCCGGCGGACAUUAAAGAGUACAUGAAGAUAAUCGCCAUCUUCUACUAUCCAGUCCUGUAUUAUCCUCUGUUGGUCUGCGGCACUCUGCAGCACAAAGCGGGUUAUGUCUUCGGGACGCUCCUCUCCUUCAGUCACUUCGGGGUCCUGGUGUGGCAGAAGUUUGACUGUCCAAAGACUCCAGAGAUCUAUAAGUACUACGCUCUACUUGCAAGUCUACCCCAGAUGGCCUGCCUUGCAUAUCUCUGUGUCCAGUUUCCUUUGCUGUUUUUCAAAGGACCAAAGACUGACGAGGACCUUGACAGCAGCUACUACACCGACUAUGUGAAGUCACUUCUCAAGAAAAAGUCCUCAACUGCCAGCUCUUCAUCUGCAGAUAAACCAACGCUGGCAGAGAGAAUACUGGAGGUGCCUAAAGGUUAUAUUUAUAUACCAGAAAAAGUGUUUCGUUAUCCACUAAAGCUGGCUGUAUCGGCAUGUGUUGCCUUUGUGGCGAUAUAUUAUACGGCGCUGUUGUUAGUCAUCCUGGUGGUCCCCACUCUCCAUAUUGUUCGUGCUGGUAUUGAUGAAAACAUCGCCUUCCUGUUACUGGGGUUUGGGAUCGUCUUGUCAGACGACAGGAUGGAGGUCGUCAAAAUUGUGACCUUCUAUACGUGGUUGCUGGAAGUGUGCUACCUCUGUGCGAUGACCCUGUCUUGUUUGGUCAGUCUCAUCAUGCUCAUGAGGUCCAUGAUACGUCACAGGUCAAACCUGAAAGGACUGUAUAAGGGAGACAUAUACAGCAUUUAUAACAGCCAGAAGACCAUUCGUCCAUCCAAACCGGGUAUUGUCUGUUGGAUGGGCUUGAUAGGAUACCAGGCUGCGAUCGUCUGCCUCGGAAUGGCUAUUCAGACUGUUGUGUUUUUCAUCUGCUUCUUGUUCCUGGUGUUUUUGAUCAUUAUUCCUAUUUUUUACGGUCGUAAUAUCAUUGUCUUCGAAAUCGCGGGAAAGGCAUGGCCGGCCUGGGUCACAAUGCUGCUGGUUACAGUGCUUCAACAUGUGACUGCUAAGUUUGCUUUCAUCAAAAAGGAAUCUGGUACGAGAGACUUGAACAACAGGAAAUAUUUUAUGGUGAUUUCCAGAGAGAGUCUGUUCCUCCUGACAUACCUGCUGUUCCUGAUCAACACCAUGGUGGGAUUGAUAGUCGCAAUAUGGAGAAUGGUGAUAACAGCUUUGUACAACAUCAUCCAUCUUGGUCGUAUUGACAUCAGUCUGCUGCACCGCACUGCAGAGUCCUACGACCCAGCCUACCGAUACUACACCCACACCCUGAAGGUGGAGGUCAGCCAGUCACACCCAGUGAUGAAGGCCUUCUGUGGGCUGCUGCUGGACAUGAUGGUCGAGAGAGGCAGAGCUGGACAGAAAAUAAGAGACGCAGAGGAAGGGAUUCAAGAGAAUAGGCCGAGCGAGGUGACCAGCAGUCGGAGGAUACGCUCUCGCUGGCAGCUGCUGUACACGCUGGUCAACAACCCGUCCCUGCUGGGCUCCAGGAAGCACUUCCAGACACAGCAGACUUCGGAGAGCGUCCUGAACGGGACCCCCAACCACAGCUCCAAGAAAGGCAGCAAGAAGGAGGCCAACAAACCAGCCGCCGAGCCAGUCCAGUCCACUGAGACUCCAACAAACCAAGAUAAAACAGAUUGAGAUCCUUAAUGUGGUUGGCAGUUUACUCCAAACAAAAUCGUAUUUAGCAAGCAAGGCGCUGUGAGCAAAACAGUGUACACAAUAUAAACUUCUGGUCUGUUCAUUCAGUGGUGUCUAUGCUGCUUGUGAAGCUUGUGAGUCACGUUGGGUUGGGAGCAGAUGACACUCAAAAGUUCAGAGCAAGAAGGAAAUCUAGUUAUGCUUGAACUUGAAAACAUGGCCUGCAACCAAUCACAUUUUUGUUGGGCAGCUGCAGCUGAUGGUAUAUUUAAAGUGAUUUACUAAUCCAUUUGACAACUCUACAAGUUUGGCUAACCUGCCUGCACACAUUGUGGUGAUCCAUCCAAGCCUGACAAGAACUUGGACAAAACCUCAGAUUAGAUUCAAUGGCAACUUUUUUCUUUACAUCUAAUGCCAACAUUUUUAAAAUUCUCGAUUUCUACAGUAUCUGCACAUGGCAACAACUUUAUGGUUACGGGUAGGGAAAGUGGUAAUGGCACAUAAACUAUAGUUAAGAUAUAGUUAGGAUUAGGACAAGAUUGUGAUUGUGAUACCGGGCUCGGUGAUCAAUGCCAAAUGCAGAGUUGUUUUUGGUUGCCAACCUGCCAUUUUGUUGAGUGAACACUUCCAGUGUCAUCUUGUUUGGAGUAUACUGUCACUCUUAUUGACAUGAUGCCAGAUUUUUACACGCUUCAGAUGGUGGCACUAGAAUAAACCAAAACGUCAGGGUUUAUCCGAAGAGUCUUUAGUGUAGGUCACAUCAGGUACAUGGUGGCAUACUUAAAGCCAACAGCAAGUUUGUUGUUGCCAUAGUACAAUUUUUAAGCUUGAAAUGUGCUUCUCCAGUAACAUUCCAAUAAAACAGAGAGAUUUCUAUCUGCUACAAAUUGGUGCAGCCUUUAGAGUUCGUCUCCACCUGUCACAUAUCUGUGUUACUGAUGUAUUUGUCCUUCAUUACAGAUUGCUUCGGUAAGCCCUGCAAGCCUUGAUCACGCACAAGGCAGUUGGGCCAGAUGCCUCUUGGCCCCUGACCCUCCAGGGCCCCAAAAACAAUGGUUUCACAUGUAAAUAAAAGACUACAAUAAAAACUGGUGAGGAUCACUCACCAAGAAGCUAACAUGGGCACCAAUUCCAAAAAUAAAUAAUAACAAAAUGUAACUACUAAUAUGAGAUCCCUGAGGCUCUGACAAUACAAGUACAGCACCUUUCACCAUACUAUAUGAAAAGAAAACUCUCAUUGUGUUCUCCUUCUGCCACUCUGUUGAGGCCUUUUAGUAAUAUAUUGACAUGCACAAUCUGCCAGUGCUGAUCAAUGGCAGCAUCAGAACUAGGAUGGGAGUCAAUAAGAGGUUAUAGUCCAUUUUUGCCUCGGGUUAAUGCAGUUAUGUCGACACAUGCUGGUUCUCAACGUGUACUCAGUUCACCAUGCUUUCCAUGUUUUUCUCAGUCAGUCCAAUGGUGUACGAGAGGGUUUGUAAGAUCAUGGAGUGCAGAAAUGUAUCCACCAACACAGAACUAGGCAAUUUCUCAUUUAAAGAAAAAACAUGAAAAAACUGGAGUCACAAGAAUUUCAUACUCCAUUGUAACCGUUGGGUUAUAUGCGUCUAAUUACGUCUUAAUAUUAUUUGCUAGAAGUUUGUGUGCGCAGUUUCUACUUCUAUUUCAGCUAUGUAAUUAUUAUGGGAUGAAUCAUAUGAUGAGAUAUUGAGGUUAAUCAUAUUGCAUAUAUGCAAUCACAUUGCAUUUUUUCACGUAGACAUAUUAUAGUUUCCUGUUACACGAUGUAUUUCCUAUAUGCUAUUUUAACGGAUAUACGAAUAAUCUGUUUUCUGUAAUCUGUGACUGCUGAAGAAAAAUUAAGGGUUCAAAUAGGAGGUGAAGGUAUUCUGUUAAAUUUGUGAUGUUAUUUAUAUCCCAUUUUAAAAUUCUAAUAAUAUAAAAUGUGUAAAUACAUCAAAAUGUAUUGCUCUA
This is a messenger RNA of Siniperca chuatsi (mandarin fish), 4190 nucleotides long. RefSeq names its product receptor for retinol uptake stra6-like. The coding region runs from base 162 to 2219 and encodes 685 amino acids. The transcript is spliced from 17 exons. Gene Ontology annotation, molecular function: signaling receptor activity; retinol transmembrane transporter activity. Lineage: Eukaryota; Metazoa; Chordata; Actinopteri; Centrarchiformes; Sinipercidae. The record is from RefSeq and is a predicted model, not a curated record. Gene Ontology annotation, biological process: vitamin A import into cell. Gene Ontology annotation, cellular component: plasma membrane.